UCCAACCAACAGUCACUUUUCGUUCGCCACUUCAGUAGAAAGCAGAAAAACAUCCGCAAUGGCAUUCAACAUUGGUCACCUCCUCAUCGUCAGCGUUUUGGCAUUGUCCGCUGUGUCCUCCGAGACCAUCCAGCUGCAGCCCACACAGGGUAUCCUUAUCCCUGCUCCGCUGGCCGAGAACAUCCGUGUGUCGCGUGCAGCCUAUGGAGGAUACGGAGCUCCAGCUGCCCCUGCCGCCGCCUCGUAUGCCGCCCCCGCCGCUCCAGCUGCCCCCGCCUACUCGGCUCCCGCUGCCGCUUCUUACUCCGCUCCCGCUGCCCCAGCCUAUGCCGUUCCCGCUCCAACUCCAGCCUACGCAGCCCCCGCUCCAGUCGCGCCUGCCUACUCGGCACCGGCCUCCAUUCCGUCACCACCAUGCCCUAAGAACUACCUGUUCAGCUGCCAGCCCUCCUUGCAGCCCGUGCCCUGCUCCGCCCCAGCUGCGUCUUCUUACGGAUCAGCUGGCGCCUACUCGCAGUACGUGCCCCAGUACGCCGUACCCUUCGUCCGGGAACUGUAAGGCGCCAACGGAAUCCAACUAGACACUUGACCCCAAAAAUAAAGUACAGCGUUUAUGAAAAAA
Drosophila eugracilis is the source of this 622-nucleotide messenger RNA. RefSeq names its product vitelline membrane protein Vm26Ab (gene Vm26Ab). The record is from RefSeq and is a predicted model, not a curated record. Lineage: Eukaryota; Metazoa; Arthropoda; Insecta; Diptera; Drosophilidae. Bases 59 to 559 code for a protein of 166 amino acids. The transcript has a single exon.